AUGAGCCUAACACAUUGGACAAGCUCAGGCUAUCCAGAUUUACGUGGUCCAACUGUAUCAAAAUGUGCUGUUAAAAUUUCACCAGGUGAACAAUACUAUAUUUGUGAUCCUGAUCAUGUCCUUAAUGCUUCAGAAGCACAAUUAUUAAACGAACAACUUCAUAAUUUAACCAUUGGUACACCAUGUCACUGUCAACGACGAUCACAAUGUGCGACAGGUGAUGAUGUCAACAGUCCAUUUCACGGAUUUGUUGCAUCAAUUGCAUUGGUCAACAAUUUACAAAUGACCAUUCACAGUCCAUCCGAACAGCAAUUAUUAGAUCGAGCAGAAAGUUUUUGUCGUACACUUGAAGGACGCUGGGCACUUGGUGAUUGCGGUAAUUCGGUCCUUGUAUUUAUAUGGAAACAUUAUAAAAAGAUAAUUAUUUGGCCAGCUCGACUUGCUCAACGAUAUGUUACGGCUAGAGAAAGGCGACGAAUUUUAGACGAUGUAAAUAAUUUAAUACAAAAUGAUAAAUGGUAUGAAGCGCUUAAACGGGUCAUCGCAGCAUUACACAAUGAAUUAAAAGGUGAACCAGAAGUUCGUAUUGAUACGGGUACAUUAUCAUUGAUUAUUGCUGUUGGUGUUGCUGUUUUACUUACUAUUAUGAUUACAUGUUGUGUAUGCGCAUUCCGUUGCUGUGGCAAUAUGCGAUCAGAUCAAUCGGAUCGAUUUGGCAAAUCAUUGCAACAGAUUGAUAGCUUACGAGCUCAAAUCAUACGACAUGGUACACAGUUAAGACGCUCUUUUUCACGAUCACCAAAAUUUGGCAGUUUUCGAGAAUGUUCAAUGAAUAGCUCAUUUAUUAGCGAUGCUGGAAAUGCAACAUUUGUUUGA
Molecule: messenger RNA, 876 nt
Organism: Brugia malayi
Lineage: Eukaryota; Metazoa; Nematoda; Chromadorea; Rhabditida; Onchocercidae
Gene: Bma-molo-1
Exons: 6
Coding region: 1-876 (291 amino acids)
Cellular component (GO): acetylcholine-gated channel complex
Source: RefSeq, a predicted model, not a curated record